Messenger RNA from Moneuplotes crassus, 1277 nucleotides. NCBI's taxonomy places the organism in Eukaryota, Ciliophora, Spirotrichea, Euplotida, Euplotidae. The record is from the annotation of a GenBank genome assembly.
AUGGGCAGUGGAGCAUCAAACAAACGAAAUCUUAACGAUAAGUAUAAAUCCAGAAGACAAAAAUCUCACAACGGUAUACAAGUCUUACAGUUUUACAGUAAGCCAGAGUUCACAAAUCUUCCUGAUGGGAUCUUGUGGAGAACGAAGAAAGAAAAGACCUUUCUUCCUGGCCAGUUGGGAGAUUAUACGAUGUUGAAGGAGUAUGGGAUCAUUAAGAUUUUUCUGAAGAAGGAGAAAGCUGAAAAGAUUGAGGAGGAGAUUUAUAGAGUGAUAGAGGAGAAAGAAGAUGAAAAAUAGAGAAAUUGAAGAUGAAAUGGAGGCAGGGAGUAGUAUAGAUAGGAAGAAGAAAGGUGAGAUUAGCAAUAUUCAGAAAAUUAUAUCUGAUUAUCAGAGAGUUCUUAAAUGCAUUCAAGACAGAAAUAAUAAUCAGAGUGACGAAGAAAAUAAGUCUUAUCAUAGUUCUGUUUCUGAAGAUGAGAAAUAAAGAAAUGGAUGAUUGAGUAAACAAUCCAACUCCAAUCCAAAAAGACAAGAUUAAAGACUGGAUUAGGAAGCAUGAUACAGGUAUGGCUGAUGCUUACCGAGAUAAUGGAAGACUACGACUAAUUUUAACCAACCCUAAGCAUGUAAAAAUUCUCGAUGAGAUCCUAGAUAAUCUUGAUAAGAACCUUGAUAACCCUGAAGGCUAUAUUCUUCCAGACUUAAACACCUUAGAAAUAAAAUUAGUAGCUAAUAUCGUUGAUAAGGCUGAUAAACUACUAAGAAAUCAUUUCCCAAUCAAAGUCAAACACCUCUGGGUGAGAAACAACCAUUCAGAGCAUGAUAUUACAAGGUAUUGGAACAUACUGGAUUCCAUCGAUUCUCAAAGGAUGAAUCAACUUGUGCUAUCUAAGUUUUACAUACCUGCAGAUAUUCUUGGGAAUAUUUUUAACCACUUUUAUCAAGUCAGAAUUUUAGCCUUCUGGUACUGAAAGCUUGAAGCAGAAGAAGUUGAAAUCAGCGAUGAAAUUGAAUUUGAAAUAGAGCAUAUUGUUUUUAAGAAUUGAAGGCAAGGAACAAAGAGGAAUAGAUAUCUUGAUUACUUAUGGCGUUUUAUCGAAGCUAUUGGGAGAUCUAAUCUCAAGGACUCUCUUCAGUCAUGCAGGUUUAAAAAUGAUAAAAAAGUGAAAAUUAAACCUCAGGAGAUCCAAAAAAUUUUCUAUUGCAAUGGAAUGACUGAUGUUAAAGUUAUUGAAGCUAUUUAUGAGGGAUUAGAGCUAGAUUAUCAAAAAUUUUAA